AUGAAUUUUAAAAUAAAUAAAUGAAGAGAAAACCUCACACCUGUUCUGACGUCAGCGGUGGGUGGCACGCGCCGGUGGCCCACGCGCGUCGGUUGACCACGUGGGCCACGCGCGUCGGUUGACCACGUGGGCCACGCGCGUCGGUGGCUAUAAAACUGCGAGAGGUUCCAGCGAGAGAGGAGGGAGGAGGAUUGGAGACUGACGUCGAUUCUCUGUCAAGAGUUGAGCCCCUUGUGGUCGAGAGAGGAGAGAAUGCCGUACCCACUGGCCAUACACACGUGCGGAGGACAAGGCGGCACCGACUUCACCUUCGACGGCAGGAGCAACGGGGCGACGCUUGAGAAGAUCUGGGUGUGGGUUGGCGGGUGGCAGGUGAAGUGCGUGAAGGCCUGGCUGACCAACGGAACGUCCGCGCAGUACGGCAGCCCGUUAGGAUCUCACAGCGAGUUCGUCUUCCAGCCCGGCGAGCUCUUCUCGUCGCUGUCGCUGUGGGGCAACGGCGCCGGCACGCGCCUGGGCGCCAUCAAGUUCAAGACCAGCAAGGGGCGGGAAUUCUUCGUGAAGAUGACCGACUGGGGGCUGAAGACGGAGUACCCCAUCGACAUCGGCUCGGGGAUCUGCCUCGGCAUUGUGGGCAAGGGCGGCUCGGACAUCGACUGCAUGGGCUUCGUGUUCAUCAAUUCGGUAAAGCGGUCCGAGUUGAUCAACGUGACGUACCCGACGCUGCACCGGGAGCUCCCGAAGGUCCAGAUGGAGGAGAUCAAGUCCAUCAGCUACAAGAACCGGGGCUCCGUCCCGCAGACCUACAAGGUGGAGACCUCCAAGACGGUGACCAAGACCUCGUCGUGGUCGAUCGCGAACAAGCUCGAGGCGACCGUCAGCAUCAGCGUCACGGCCGGCAUCCCCGACGUCGUCGAGGUGUCGAGCGGCUUCAGCUUCACGGUGGGCACCGAGAGCACCCGCGGCGUCGAGAACUCCGAGUCGAAGACCGAGCUCCUCUCGUUCGACGUCACCGUGCCCCCGGGCAAGACGGUGGCCAUCGACGUCAACAUCGGCCGCGCGGAAAUCGACCUCCCCUACAAGGGCACGGUGCGCAUGACCCUGUUGAACGGCGCCACCUUCGACAUCCCCAUGGAGGGCGUCUACAAGGGCCUCGCGUACACCAAGGCGACGGCCGAGACGCGGGAGAAGUGACGAGGGCCGGCGCCCGCCCCCCUCCCCGCGAGGGCCUCCGCGCUUCUUCCGAGCUUCGCCAGCGGCGCCGCCGCCGCCGCAUGCCGCCGCCUACCUGUUCCCUGCGGAGGCCGAGCGUCGCAACAAAACGGUGCUGAGGGAGGGAGGGGAGUUUGUUCGAUGGGCUGCUGGAGGAGGAGCCGAGGAAAAUUCCCCCGUGGCAAAAAAGCGAAAAUGAAGAGAAAGAAGAAAAGCGACGACGCACGUUGACGACGACGUUCGACCGAAAUCGGACAGCGACGACCACCACCACCACCGCCACCGCCCCCACCACCACCGGCAGGUCACGUGUGUGCGCGAGUGUGCACGUGUGUGCGAGUGUGCGUGUGCGAGUGCAUGUGUGCGCGUGU
Petromyzon marinus (sea lamprey) is the source of this 1583-nucleotide messenger RNA. Its product is annotated as aerolysin-like protein. The record is from RefSeq and is a predicted model, not a curated record. NCBI's taxonomy places the organism in Eukaryota, Metazoa, Chordata, Hyperoartia, Petromyzontiformes, Petromyzontidae.